AUGGGUGCCAGAGAAUCCACGGGACGCCCACAGGGGAACGAUGCUGAACAGCAAGAAAAUACGCUUGACUACUAUCAGAUUUUGGAGGUAUCCGAAGAUGCUACUGCAGACGAAAUCAAGAAAUCUUUUCGACGUCUUGCUCUGAUUCACCAUCCGGACAAAAACCAUGCAGAUGUAGAAGAGGCAACGCGUAGAUUCGCCACUUUACAACAGGCAUAUGAGAUCCUGAGCGAUGAUCAAGAACGAGCUUGGUACGACUCGCACCGUGCAUCUCUUGUACCAGAAGCAGACGCGGAUACCGUCUUCGAGGAUAUCCGGAAGGGGACCACUACCUCAAGUCGUGUGAGGGAUAGAGGACUCACAGUCAGACACCUCGCUAGAUUUUUUGAGCCUACAUCUUGGAAAACCUUUGACGACGGAGAUAAUAGUUUUUUUACCAUAUACCGCAACCUAUUCGCAAGACUGGCGGCAGAAGAGUUGUCAUUUGGGCAAACCGAAACAUUUCCCUCAUUUGGAUACUCGACAUGGUCGUGGUCCUCAUCUGGCCCAGAAGACCCAGAUGACGCAAAGUCAUUCUAUAAUGCAUGGCUGUCAUUUGUCACAGAGAAAGAUUUCAUGUGGAUGGAGCAAUGGAAUACGGCAGAAGCACCUGAGAGGCGUGUUCGACGGCUCAUGGAGAAAGACAAUAAAAAAUUGCGUGAUGAUGCUCGCAGAGAAUAUAACGAGACUGUUAGAUCGUUAGUCAAAUUCGUUCGAAAGCGUGAUCCCCGGUACAAAAAGCAUCUCGAAGCCCAAGUAGCUGCCUCCUCCGCUCCAACCCCCACUCCCCAGAAAGUCACGCCAAGACCAAAGGAGAACAUUGGUGCCCUUUACGUUGAACAGGAAUGGCAAAAAGUCGAGACCAAAGGCCUGCAUGCUGACCUCGACUGGGCGGAAGCAGAGGGAGACAUGGAAGAAUGGGAAUGCGUCGCUUGCCGAAAGACGUUCCGCAGCGAGGCAGCGUGGAAUAGUCACGAGCGCAGCAAAAAGCACAUGAAAGAGGUGGAACGUCUGAAAUGGGAAAUGCAAGAAGAAGACGAGGCCCUGAAUUUGGAUGGUGAAUUUGAGGCGGAAGGGGCAGAAACACCGCCCAAAUCAGAUGUAGACGAUGACAAUGUCGAUGAUACCAAAGACCUGGCCACAGAACAAGUUCCCGCCCCCAAACCUUUGCCUAGCGAAGAUGGUCAAGGAAAACCCCCAGUUGACCCAUCUACAUCGACAUCCGAAUCGGCAACCAACCGCAAGAAUAAUAUUCCGAAACAUCGUGAGGAAGAAGACGAAAUCCCAUCCCGGCGCAGAAAGGGUCGGAGAAGAAACAACUUUGACAUCCUAGACGACGAAACCCAAGAAAAUCCGGAUUCAACACUGUCUCCUGAAACACAGAUUCCGGAUCGAGGACAGUCAACGCCCAUCCCCGAGUUAUCCAAGAAAGAAAAGCGGCGGGCCAAGCAACAAGCGAAACAGGAAGGACCCAAAUCCGACAAUGUCCUGGCGUGUAAUGAAUGCGGGGAAACUUUCCCUAGCAAGACAAAAUUGUUCAACCACAUAGCAGAGUUUGGUCACGCUUCAGCCGUCGCUGUUGAUGAUCAAAAAACCAAGGGAGGAAAAGGCAAGAAGCAACGCCGAUGA
Messenger RNA from Psilocybe cubensis, 1668 nucleotides. Its product is annotated as DnaJ-like protein subfamily C member 21. NCBI's taxonomy places the organism in Eukaryota, Fungi, Basidiomycota, Agaricomycetes, Agaricales, Agrocybaceae. The transcript has 8 exons. Bases 1 to 1668 code for a protein of 555 amino acids. Gene Ontology annotation, molecular function: zinc ion binding; nucleic acid binding. The record is from RefSeq and is a predicted model, not a curated record. Gene Ontology annotation, cellular component: cytoplasm.